GAAUUCACCUCUGUCCUUGUUGUCGGUUUGCACAUUCCCCCCCAAGCGCUAAUGCUAAGGAGACGCUUUGUGAGGUUAUUAGCAAACUGCAGAACGCGCACCCUGAUGGACUGUUUAUUGUCACUGGAGAUUUUAACCACGCGAAUCUCAAGCAAGUGCUCCCCAGAUUCCAUCAGGACGUGGACUUUGCAAUGAGAGGGGCGAACGCAUUUUGGACCUUGUUUAUACAAACACCCCAGCUGCGUACUGGGCAAAGCCCCGCCCCCACCUCGGUUACUGUCAGGCGCUCCAGACCAGUCCAGAAGCAGGUGAAAACCUGGCCAGCGGGAGACGUCUCUGCUCUUCAAGACUGCUUUGAGCACUCUGACUGGCACGUUUUCAGGGAGGCUGCAACCGAUGGCGACUCUACCAACUUAGAGGAGUACACAGCAUCAGUGACCAGCUACAUCAGCAAGUGCAUUGAUGACGUUACUCUGUCCAAGACCAUCACUACACGCGCUAACCAGAAGCCAUGGAUAACAGCAGAGGUGGGUGUGCUGCUGAGGACCUGUGACUCCGCAUUCAGAGCAGGCGACAAGGCAGCCCUAACAACAGUGAGGGCCAAACUGUCCCGAGCCAUCAGAGGGGCAAAGCGUGCACACACCUAGCGAAUCCACAACCACUUCCGGGACAGUGGUGACAUGCGGCCCAUGUGGAAGGGCAUCCAGGACAUCACCAACUACAGGACAACAUCACCUGCCUAUAGCCGAUGUGAGGAAAACUCUAUGCAGGGUCAACCCACAGAAGGCUGCUGGACCAGACAAUAUCCCUGGUAGUGCUCAGAGGGUGUGCAGACCGGCUGGGAUUUUCUCAAUGAUAUCUUCAACAUCUCCCUGAGUAGCACUGUUGUUCCAACGUGCUUCAAGGCUGCCACAUGCCUAUGAAGUCUUCAGUGUCCUGCCUCAAUGACUACCAUCCCAUUGCAUUCACAUCCAUCAUCAUGAAGUGUUUCAAGAGGCUCCUCAUGAGGCAUAUCAAGACCCUGCUGCCCCUCUCAUUGGACCCCCUGCAGUUUGCAUACCAUCCCAACCACACAACAGAUGACGUCAUCGCCACCACCCUCCACCUAGCCCUAACCUACCCAGACAAAGAAGACACAUACAUUUGAAUGCUGUUCAUAGACUUCAGUUCAGCAUUCAACACAAUCAUCUCUCAGAAACUGAUUGGAAAGCUAAGCCUACUAGGCCUGAACACCUCCCUCUGCAACUGGAUCCUAGACUUCCUGACUGGGAGACCUCAGUCAGUCCGGAUCGGGAGAAGCAUCUCCAACACCAUCACACUGAGCAUGCCCCCCACCCCAGGGCUGUGUGCUCAGUCCACUGCUGUUCACUCUGCUGAUCCAUGACUGUGCUGCAACACACAGCUUGAAAUACAUCAUCAAGUUCGCUGAUGACACAACCAUGGUGGGUCUCAUCAGCAAGAACUAUGAGUCAGCUUACAGAAAGGAGGUGCAGCAGCUAAUGGACUGGUGCACAGCCAACAACCUGUCUGAAUGUGAAGAAAACAAAAGAGAUGGUUGUUGGCUUCAGGAGAUCACAGAGUGACCACUCUCCGCUGGAUAUUGACGGCUCCUCCAUUGAGAUAGUUAAGAGCACCAAAUGUCUUGGUGUUCACCUGGUGGAGAAUCUCACCUGGUCCUUCAACACUAGCUCCAUAGCCAAGAAAGCCCAGUAGCAUCUCUACUUUCUGUGAAGGUUGAGGAAAGUGCAUCUCCCACCCACCAUCCUCAUCACAUUCUACAGAGGAUGUAUUGAGAGCAUCCUGAGCAGCUGCAUCACUGCCUGGUUCGGAAAUUUCAUCAUCUCAGGUCACAAGACUCUGCAGCAGAUAGUGAGAAGUGGGGGCUGAAGAUUUAAUAUCGAUACAUGCAGAACCCCCCGCUGUGGAAAUUGGACACCGUUUGGAAGUGACUUGCACUGCGAUGUGUUCAGCAGCAUCAAUAGUAAUGGAAGGAAUAAAAGAUCGAAAUUCAACAAUGCAAAACAACAAGCGGACCUACUCUGUGCCAAGUAUUCAGUCAUGGCAUGUUAAAGUGACAAGUCAAGUGAGAUGCUCAGCUGGGCCUGUACAGAGCACAAGUAAAGUGAUAACUGUCUACAAUCGAGAUUUAAGUAUUAGUUCCCCUCCUGAAGGGUUGGAAAUUAAUAAAACAUAUAGCCUGGAAUGCAUCGGUCCAAGGGUCAAUCCUGAAAAGAAGCUCAUACUCAAAUGGCUGAGAGGAAGUGAGAUUGUUCAGAAUGAUUCUGCAGAAAAUGUUGGUUCUUUAUAUCUGAAUGAACGAUUAAGGAGUGUCUUUAAUUUUACUGCCCAGUCUUCAGAUGACGGACAGGUGUACACCUGCUUGGCAGAGGUGCUCUUGGACUCCAACGACACAUUACCAAUUGCAAACUCCUCUGUGACUUUGAAAACUUACUAUAAACCUAGAAGCAUAAUUAUCUUAGCAAACAACCGGACAAUCUCAGAGUCUCCAAUACAUUUGAGUGAUGGCGAUAACAUCACGUUAGUCUGCGAUGUAGAAGGAAACCCAAAGCCAACGUUAACAUGGGAAUUCCCCCAAAAACAUAACAUUGCAAACAGUUCCUCCGCAGUCCUUCAUAUUUAUGAUGCAAUGACAGAAAAUAAUGGAGUGUACAGAUGUAUUGCUACAAAUAAAUUUGGAACUGCUGAAAAGAAGGUGGACGUCAAAGUUACAGGUAAAACUUCUGUAAUAGUGGCAGCAAGUAUAUCAGCCGCAGUCAUAGCAACCCUUGCAACAGGUGCUGUAAUUUACUAUUUCUACCAAAAAGCUCAGAAAAUACAAAAAUACAAAUUACAGGAGGCAAGGCCUAACAAUAAUCCACAAGUGCCGAGUGGAUAGUAAAAUCAGAAAAUGAUCAAAAAUCAGUACCAAACAAAAGAGCAAUAAAGGAACGUAUUUUGCAUCAACUUAAAAACAGUCAUUGCUGAUCCUGCGGGAAAAAAAGAUGGAUUUGCCCAGUAAUUUUCCCUGCGAGACCUCCACCCCCCCCACCUGAUGCCUGUUAUGCCACUGGUGUUUAGGGCAGCAAUGAAGGUCCUUCAUCUCUGGCGAUGUUCAGGACUUCCUUCAUCGUGUCAGUGGCUUCCUCUCGGUUUUCACUACUGUCAGGCACACAAAUCCUGCGUGGAGACUCAGGAAUACCAUCGCACUCAGAUGUAGAAGGAUUCUUCAUUGCUGUUUCCAUUACAAUUUGGUUUGACCAGUCAGGAUUGUUAGCCCUGAGCUGAAACCUGGAACCUGGAGGACUGGUGGACCACUCUUAGUCUGUCCUCUACACUUUGACCUGUUUGGCGUGAGUGACCCUACCAAGGCCCAAGGCAUAAAGCCCUGACUCCAGCCGACAUAGCUCUCCACGUCAUUGAGGCACACAAACUCCCAAACCUCACAGCAAAGUUGUGGUCUGAGUUAACAUCCAUAGAGACACAUGAACUAUUUCUUCUGCAGUUUAAUAUGUUUUGGAGCCUGUUGCUUUGUUGCCUCCCCUCAGUCAUUAUUGGUGUGUGUUAAAAGAUGAUAUGAGCAAGUAAUUUUUAAAAAAAAUUGUUUUCAGCUAUAGGAACAUAUUAAUAAGUAACGGGUCCUGUGGAUCUAGUUCUGGCAUACAACAUUUUGGGAGCUUGCUAACAAUUGGAAUGGGAAAGAGGUCGCUUACAGUCACUGGAAGUGUUAUCAGCUAUGCAUCUACUUCUGAAGACGUUCUUCAUCAUAUGGGAAUUCAAGGUUACUUCCAUUUUGUGCAUAUGGUUAUGGUUAAUGACACAAAUGUGGGAAGUGUCAACUUUUCCACUGAUGGGGUGGGCGGUUUGGGACUUUCUGCGCUUACAGUACGUAGGCCUGUACAGUAUGUGUAGCUGAUUCCAGAUUUGCAGUCUGUCUCAAAUACUCUUCCAAUUUGAGACACAGGCAAAUCAAGAGGCAUCAAGGAGUCUCCGUGAUUAUGCACUUCAAGGGGAUUUUGAGUUUUCGCUCCGUCCAGCUGGUAAACACUUCAUGGGUCAGAGUAAGAAAGUGACUGUUACAGAAUGUUGGCCAAUCAGAUGAGACUGUCAGGUCAACAUUGCCAAAUGAAUGUGACCAGGUACCCAAUACCAGGGAACAACAGCCUGGGAGAGAACUUUGAUCUUGGUUAACUUGGAGACUCAUUUUAUAAUUCACAAGUUACUGGAAUAAGUAUCCUCAUUGACAACACUAUAAUGUUUUCCCUCACUUGUCAGCAAUUGACAGGGGAUUUGUACAUGUUUAGAAGCAGCGUGUAAAAUCAGCAAUUUUCUGAAUGAUGUAUUUCUUCCCCAAAUUUGUAACUCUUUCCAGCCUUGCAAUACCACAAUAACCCUUCCCAUUCAUUGUCUUUUGAACUUCCUUAAUUUUAAUCUAUUGCUGGCUUUGCCUUCAGCCAUUCAGGCUGCACUCGGUGGCCACGUUAUUACGUACCUCCUGUACCUAAUGACUCUAUGUUCAUGGACUGCUGCUGCUGUAGCCCACCUGCUACAAGGUUCAAUGUCCUUCUGCACACCACUGCUGUAACCUGUGGGUUUUUUAGUUACUCUCUCCUUCCUGUCAGCUUGAUCCAGUCUGACCAAUUCACCUCUGAGUUCUCUCAUUAAUAAGAUGUUUCUGCCCACAGAAACGCCACUCGCUGUUUUUUUUCUGUUUUUCCACACCAUUCUCUGUAAACUCUAGAGACUCGUGUGUGUAAAUCCCAAGAGAUCAGCAUCUUCUGAGAUACUCACACCACCCUGUCUAGCACCAAAAUCAUUCCACGGUCAAAGUCACUUAUAUCACAUUUCUGCCACAUUUUGAUGUUUGGUCAGAACAACAACUGAACCGCUUGACCAUGUCUGCAUGCUUUUAUGCAUUGAGUUGCUGCUACGUGAUUGGCUGACUAGAUAUCUGCAUCAAUGAG
This is a messenger RNA of Hypanus sabinus (Atlantic stingray), 4961 nucleotides long. RefSeq names its product hemicentin-1-like. The transcript has 5 exons. Gene Ontology annotation, molecular function: integrin binding. Gene Ontology annotation, biological process: cell adhesion. The coding region runs from base 1961 to 2896 and encodes 311 amino acids. Lineage: Eukaryota; Metazoa; Chordata; Chondrichthyes; Myliobatiformes; Dasyatidae. The record is from RefSeq and is a predicted model, not a curated record.